GCAGUAGUAUGUAUAUACCCACACAGAACCCCAACUUCCUGUCCCCCCGGCUAAAGGAAAGUGGUUUAUCCCUUUCUGGUGUCUGAUUCUGACUCUUCAUUCAAUGCAGCAGUACUGCAGGCUUCUGCUACAAUCCUUCAUGAGUCAGAACCGGCAGUGCAGAGACUAUAGUCAGGCAGACAGUCACCAAACAUGCAGGGGAGAACCAGUCCCUCUCAGCUGUGCUCUCCUGACGCUCUCGUCCAUCAUGGCGGAGGGGAAGAAGAUCGGGAACACUCUUCUCCCCAGUGAGUCCAUGAAAGUGAUUGCAGAGUCCGUAGGGGUCUCCCAGAUGUCGGAGGAGACGUGUCAGAUGCUCGCCCAGGAGGUCAGCUUCCGCAUCAAGGAGGUCACUCAGGAUGCACUGAAGUUCAUGCACGUUGGGAAGAGACAAAAGCUGACACCCAAUGACAUCGACGCUGCACUGAAACUAAAGAACGUAGAGCCUAUAUAUGGCUUCCACGCCAAGGAGUUCCUGCCUUUCCGAUACGCCAGCGGCGGGGGUCGUGAGUUACAUUUCUACGAGGAGAAAGAGGUCGAUCUCAGCGAUAUUAUCAGCACGCCCUUACCCCGAGUUCCCCUCGAUGUGUCCAUCAAAGCUCAUUGGCUGAGCAUUGAAGGAGUGCAGCCCGCCAUUCCUGAAAACCCUCCUCCAGUCACUAAGGAACAGCAGAAGAGUGAAGCCACCGAACCCCUGAAGGCAGUCAAACCGGGACAGGAAGAAGGUGGUCUAAAGGGCAAAGGUCAGGGGGCAGGAGCAGCGGAGGGCAAAGGGAAAGAGAAGAAAACGCCCAUCUUGGAAGGGGCUCCAUUAAAGCUGAAGCCGCGUAGCAUCCACGAGCUGUCGGUGGAGCAGCAGCUCUACUAUAAGGAGAUUACCGAGGCGUGCGUUGGUUCCUGCGAGGCCAAGAGAGCGGAAGCCUUGCAGAGCAUUGCCACCGACCCCGGCCUGUACCAGAUGCUACCCCGCUUUAGCACUUUCAUAUCCGAGGGGGUGCGAGUGAACGUUGUGCAGAACAAUCUGGCCCUGCUUAUUUAUCUCAUGCGUAUGGUCAAGGCCCUUAUGGACAAUCCCACGCUGUAUCUGGAGAAAUACCUGCACGAGCUCAUUCCCGCGGUGAUGACCUGCAUAGUUAGCCGGCAGCUGUGCCUGCGGCCGGACGUGGACAAUCACUGGGCGCUGAGGGACUUCGCCGCCCGACUGAUCGCGCAGAUCUGCAAAAACUUCAGCACCACCACCAAUAACAUCCAGUCCAGGAUCACCAAAACAUUUACCAAGACUUGGGUCGAUGAUCGCACUCCAUGGACGACGCGCUACGGGUCCAUCGCCGGUCUCGCUGAACUAGGACCUGAUGUGGUGAAGACGCUGAUCGUGCCCCGACUGGCAGUGGAGGGGGAGAGACUUCGCUCUGUAAUGGAGGGACCAGUCAUAUCUAACAUAGAUAAGAUCGGAGCGGACCACGUGCAGAGCCUCCUGUUGAAACACUCUGCGCCGGUCCUGGUCAAACUCCGCUCCUCUCCGGAUUCCCCUGACGCUUACCGUGCUGAUUAUGGAUACCUGGGGCCCACCCUCUGCACUCAUGUGCUGAAGGCCAGAGCGCAAAGUGCCCUGCAGGGGCCACAGGUCAACCGGACAACACUCACUGUCACACAGCCCCGCCCUACUCUCACCCUAUCACAGCCCUCGUCAGGUUCUCUCACCCCAUCCCCUCGCACACCAAGUAUCAUCAAGGUGCCCAGCUCCCUGACUCUGCCGGUCCAGACUUUGGUGAGCGCCCGCCCUGCUACGCCCACGCAGCCCUCUCCCCCGCCCACCAAAUACAUUGUGGUGUCGUCAGCGGGAAGCAGUGGGACUCAGGUCCUGACUCCUUCCAGCGGCCCGUCUUCUUCUACCCCGUGCCCCCCUGGGGUUCAGCCCAUUGUAAAGCUGGUAUCUGGGGGGCAGAGCUCUGGGGUUGGGGGCAACACGUCUGGGACUGGGGGAGGGAUGCAGAAGUACAUUGUUGUAUCACUGCCACCUGCUGGAGAGAGCAAGACACCGCAGCCCUCCCCUCCUCCUUCCAUAGAGACCCUGUGACUGUAAGUGUGUGUGUGUGUGUGUGUGUGUGUGUGAGAGAGCGUUGUGAGAGUGCGUCUGUGCCUGUUAUCUCCCUGCAUUACAACCUGUUUAUUUUGUGUAAAGAAAUAUCCUCAUUUUUUGCUAAUAAAAUAUUACAAACCUUU
Molecule: messenger RNA, 2262 nt
Organism: Xenopus tropicalis (tropical clawed frog)
Lineage: Eukaryota; Metazoa; Chordata; Amphibia; Anura; Pipidae
Gene: taf6
Product: TATA-box binding protein associated factor 6
Exons: 15
Coding region: 104-2116 (670 amino acids)
Biological process (GO): positive regulation of DNA-templated transcription; transcription initiation at RNA polymerase II promoter
Cellular component (GO): SAGA complex; nucleus; transcription factor TFIID complex
Molecular function (GO): protein heterodimerization activity; RNA polymerase II general transcription initiation factor activity
Source: RefSeq, a predicted model, not a curated record